Messenger RNA from Ctenopharyngodon idella (grass carp), 4846 nucleotides. It is a transcript of the gene dhrs12lb, whose product is annotated as dehydrogenase/reductase (SDR family) member 12-like b. The transcript has 10 exons. Bases 65 to 1030 code for a protein of 321 amino acids. Lineage: Eukaryota; Metazoa; Chordata; Actinopteri; Cypriniformes; Xenocyprididae. The record is from RefSeq and is a predicted model, not a curated record.
UCACAUGAAUCUGUCAGCUGUCAUAUCACUUUAGUCCAGUUGAGAGGAAACAACAGUGCAACAAAUGUCUCUCUACAGGAAUAUAGUGUGGUUUAUCAAAGGAAUGAGGGAGUAUACAAGGUCUGGAUUUGAGAAUGCGUCUAAGAGCUUUGUAGAAAAGGACCUGGAUGUGUCUAUGGUGGGGCGUUCCUUCAUGAUCACUGGAGCCAACAGCGGAAUAGGGAAGGCGACGGCCAUGGUCAUAGCAAAAAAAGGUGGCACUGUCCAUCUUGUUUGCAGAAACAAAGAGCGAGCCGAGAGAGCCAGAGAAGAAAUCAUCUCAGCAAGUGGAAAUACUGAGGUUUACGUCCACGUGUUGGACCUCGCUGAGACGAGAAAGGUGUGGGAGUUCGCUGAGGCCUUUAAGAAGGAGCACUCGUCUCUCAAUGUUUUGAUCAAUAAUGCCGGAUGUAUGGUGAACCAGAGGGAAAUUAACUCUGACGGACUGGAGAAAAACUUUGCGACCAAUACUCUUGGUGUUUAUAUUCUCACUAAAUGUCUGAUCCCAUUGCUGGAGAAGAGCAGGGACCCCCGAGUUAUCACAGUGUCAUCAGGAGGGAUGCUGGUACAGAAACUAAACGCAGUCGAUCUGCAGACAGAGAGAGCUCAGUUUGAUGGUACCAUGGUAUAUGCACAGAACAAGAGGCAGCAGGUAGUGAUGACAGAGGUCUGGGCAAAAGCAAAUCCCAAAAUUCAUUUCUCUGUGAUGCACCCUGGGUGGGCCGACACACCAGCGGUUGCCACGGCGAUGCCUCAAUUCCAUCAGAUGAUGCGUGAUCGUCUGCGUAUGGCGGAGCAGGGAGCCGACACGGUCAUCUGGCUCGCAGUGUCACGCGCCUCCACUGCUUUUCCUAGCGGCCUUUUCUUCCAAGAUCGACAGCCGGUUUCGGCCCACUUGCCCCUCGCGUGGACUCACAGCUCUCGACAGGAAGUCAAAGUGUUCAUGGGCCGGUUGGAGACUCUGGCGAUGACUGUCAAACCCUCAGAGUGAGAAUUUAAACAUGUUAGAUAUUAUACAUGUCAGAUAACUGAGACUCUAAAACGUGGAACGGAUAACCAUGAUAUGAAACCUGAAGCUUUUUCGGUAACAACUAACUACAGAAUGAUCGCACAGAAUCUAAAUUAAGUCUAAACUCAACAUACAAACCUGAUAUAUUCGUAAAAAUAGGAUAUUUAUUGCUGUAAAACCGUGACAUAUGAAAUAAUAAUCAUAAAAAUCUAAUUUUUUGAAAUGGAACAGUUUAUUGAAACUUUAGACAAAAUCUAAAAAGAAAAUCUAAUUUUUUUUUUUUAUUGAGUACCAUAUUUGAUACAUCAGGCUUUUAUGGCUCAUGAAGUAUGAAAUAUGACAAUAUGGAGCUCAUACUCGAGGAGGAAAAAACACCUCAGUUUAAUUCAGACGCGCAAAAUAUGCAAUUUGGUGCAGAUGUUGUUAUUUAUAUGGCUAGAGAGAUGAAAUGCUGAUAGCUUGUAAUGUAAAUCAGUGGGAUCUCAACAGUACAGUAUAGCAGACUACUACUUGCAUAAAAUGUUGACAUUAACACCCGCCAAAUGCGGGUGGAUUUCAGCUGUGACGUGUAACACAGUCACUCCUACUAGCCACUUUGGCAGGUUGAAUUUUAUAUAUAAUAUAUACAUUUUUCAAUUGUAGUCUUUUAAAAAGUCAUCUGAAAUAAUAAACUAAGUAGUGUUGUCAAAAAAUAUACAUUUUUCAAUACAUAACGAUACUGAAUUAUCUGAAACGCUUCCAAUACUCGUUUUCAGCAGAACAGAUAAACGAUACCAGCUGUGCUUUCUUGCUCUCUUGCACAUAAUUUUACUCAUUCCCACAGAUUUUGUGCUCACACCCAAAGUGCGUGCACAUAAAACCGCCUCACAGUACUAAAUUGUGUUCUUUUUGCUGCUUAUUGCGCAUCAAAUACACAGUCAAAUACACACAAAAUAAUGUCAAAAUGCCGGUCUUGGCAAGUAUUCACGUAAACACAUUCAGUUAUGUUUUAAGUGAACAUAAACAGUUGAGAAAGAAAACGCAUUUGUAACAGUAUAAUGGAUCUGUGCAUCAGGUCUUAAAGUGACAGCAGCCUAAUAAACCUGCUGCCGAAUUAUGAGAUAAUAUUAAAAAUAUCUAUAUGGCAGAUUUUCCCCAUGGUAUCAAUGUCAAAACUGUGGCCAGUGAAAAUGCUGAGUGGCUUGUAACUUUGGAAAACCACUAGCCACAGUGGCUGGUGAGCAAAAAAAAAAAAAAAAAAAAUUAAUGUCAAGCCCUGCCAAUAAUAUUUAAAUUCUUAGUUUUAUAAUCAAAGCUCUGUAGUUUUUUUUUUUUUUUUUUUUUUUUUUUGUAGGGGGUAAAACAUAAAAUGCAAUGCAAUAUAAUGAUGACUGAAAGAUGUACAAAUAAACAUUCCUCAAAAGCCUGAUCAUAUUUCAUACAUUUCAAGUAAACCUAAGUUGCUUCAGCCCAGUGAGUGUUCAUCUUGAAAAAUUACUAACAAUAUAAAAGUUUCUUACGUUUACUUGAUAAUAAUCGGCGGAGAUUUAACAGCAUAAAGAUGCGUAUCAUGACCUGAAGGGGGACAAAAUAGUGUUUAAUAAAAGGCCUUUCACUUGCUAAAAAAGUAUGAACUAUAAAUCAGACAGCAGAAGGCAUGUAGUUGAUUGCGUACAGCAGGUUUAUCAGCAAAGUUUUGAUUAUGCUGAUAAUUUAGAGGCUUUAGAAAUGUGAUACAGUAGGCUUCAUUGAAUUAACAUUAGGGAUGCACCGAUAUGAUUUUUUUGGGGCCAAUACCGAUUUUAACAAACAAUUAUUGGCCGAUACCGAUAUUUGUCACUUCCUCUCUUAUUUGAAAUUUUGUCAUCAAAAUAGAUAGUAUUUUGAUCAUGUUUUAAAUAAGCAAAGUUCAAAAACACCUGCAUUUAAAAUAUACUAGCAGGUUUGUUGUUGCAUCAUCAAAUAAAUUUAUUGUAACAGACUUUAUUGUGAUUAAUCUUCUAAUUUGUUUUUGUAUACAUUUUAAUAUUUUUUGUAAGUUUAAAUAUGUAUGAGAUCUGCACUAUCUCCUUUACUAAGGCGGGACUCUUAUUUUGACGGGUGUUCUAGUCUACGGACUGACAAUGAGUGCAUGCAGUUCUUAAGAGUUAUUUUGCAGAUUUAAAGUUUGUCCAUUUAUUAAGCAUUCCCCAAAAAGGCAUAAGAUCUGUAUGUAUUUGUUACUGGUAGUUGUAAUAAGCGUAAUUCGUUGUAUGUUGAUGAUAAUGCAGUGGAGAGAGAGAGAGUUUAAUGCGCACUUCUUGUGCUCUGUAAUGUUUAGCUUUUGUGGUGAUUUUAUUGGAGUGAAAACGGAUGCAAUAAAUGUAUUAAAACAUCAGUAAAGUUUUGGUCAUCAUUCGGAUGGGGUCCGCUACACUUAUGAAAGUUACAAAAGUAGUCGAGAAUAGUGUGCGAUCUUUUGUUAUUUGAUUAGCAUUAAAGUGCAGACAGCAGAGCUAGGAUUACACAACAGUCAUUAUACAGCUCAGUGCCUUCACGCAAUUAAUUAAUAAACCAUUGGUUUGUUAUAUCGGCCUUUUUCCUGCUACAGCCGAUAUGCCGAUGGUUGUAAAUUGAGCAAAAAUCGGCCGAUAAAUAUUGGCAGUCAAUACAUCGGUGCAUCCCUAGUUAACAUGAAACAAAAGUAGGUUGAGGUAUGAUUUUAUCCAUCCACAACUGAUUGGACUGUGAAAAGCAGUCUCCAUUAAAGGUGCAGUAGGUGAUCUGGGAAAUGCUAACAUUAGCCUGAUAGCAUUGAAAGCAUAAGAUCCCACCCUCCCUUCAAAUCGCCAUCCAAAGGCCACGCCUCCUCCAAAACACAUGGACGUGCACACACACAGUUGCUCUUGGUAAAGUGUCACAAGAGACGGCGUUAAACCACCUCAUGUCUCAAAGCACAUAACAUUACAAUAAUAAUCAAUGUAAACAACUCACAGAGGUUGUACCUGACUGCUGCAGAUUCAUUUUGGUGUUGAUACUGUUGACAUGGAUACACAUAAUUCUGAACAGCUCCGGUUAGAACGUCACGGGUUGCCAUCUCUUAAUUACGGUAGUUAUGGCGUGAACGCAGCAUAAGUCUUGGGUAUAUUUCGUUUUUUUAGUGUACGCGCACAGUCGAACGCAAAGCCUUUCAAAGUAUACUUCAUUUGACUCAUACGCAUACACAGGUGAUUGACGCUUGCGCAGUUUUGAGCAAUCUCUUGCCACGAGUUACAACCUAUGUAAACAUCUUUGUAUUCUUUCAUGCUACACCAGAGUUGUACAAAUGAGGGUACUUUCUAACCUCUUUGCACAAUCUCUUGUCUAUAUAGGCCUCCACUGUAGCUGUACCUAGCACGUGUUCCGGUCUGUUCUGUUUAUGCAGUUUUUCUAUGACUACCUUGUGAAUUGAUGGUCCCAGGGCACGGUUGCCACCUUGUGGAUAAACUAAUUACUGCAAAAAUAAUUAAAUGCACAUGUGCGACCUGAGCAAACAAGUAUGCACAGUAACAAAAAUCCGGUGGUGUGCGUACUCUUCUGAUGAUGAAAUUCACGUCACGCGCACUGUACGCUGACCCUCGUGUACUUGGAAAAACUGAAGUAAACUUUGGGCUUAAGCUCGGUAGGAACUGUAAAAGGUGGCUGCUGUUUGUGGUGCUCCGUGACUGAUGUCUGUCUGUAUAAACUCUGCACAGGGGUGGAAUAAGUUAUAACAUUUUGAUCAAAGAUUCUGUAAACAAACAUUUUUGUCUUGAGAAUAACAUGCAUCAAUGAAUAAAACCAGGAACAUUUAAAAGUUAA